CUUUCUGUUCGCCCUCCACUCCACUCAGUCUCUCAGCAAAUCCUAUGAAAUGAACUUUUGGUCAAUGCAGAACCAGACACACGUCCAUGCCAAGUUGCCAACCUUACACACUAAAGCCCACUAACAAAUUUGUCCAAUUGUCCAAACGCACACAUAGCGUUGCUGACCUUCUAAUUUCUAUUCACCACAAAAUCCAAAACUCUCUCGUCAAAUGCAAAGUGCUCCUCUUUAUUUUCGUCCUUGUCCCUAUAUUUGACACCACAAUAUAUAGUUAUCAUACACACUUAUGUACCUCCAUUCAUAGCUCUCAAAAACCCGUUAAAUCAUAACUAUUAUCUCCUUUCUCUGCUUUACACAACAAGAGAAAACUAUGAGAAACGUUUCAAAGAAUAGGUUCUUAACCUGUUUCCGUCCUGUGGUUGACAUAGAUGACAUGCUCGAGCCUAAAGCUGCUGUUGUUGAUGAUUCUGCUAGUUGUCGUUUUGCAUGUAUCCCGGUUGCAGACAAACAUGACGCCAAAAAUUCAACGACCAAAGCCACGCUUUCUGACCAAGAUAUGUUAGCACAGAAUUGGAUUGUCGUGCCUCGUCCUCAAAAACGAACGUUUUCUAAGAUAAUUAAAGCCGAUUUGUUUUUAUUGAAUACAAGAGCACGCAAUAAAAAUCUUGAUGGCCAAGGUUGUUUUGGGUCAAAGCGUGAUUAUUCGGCAUACACAGAAAGUUCAUCAACCGGUGAUGAGAAGAAACAAGCUUUUGUGGGCACCAACAUUCAGAAAAUCAAGCCCCCAGAAUGGUCUUCGUCGAUUUCAUCUUCAAAUUCGCCCGAAUCAAAGAACGAGUCCCCUAAAGACCAAGUAGAGAAGCAAAAGAAGUUUCGGUGCUUAGGAAUAUACUGGGUUCUUGUAAGCUUAGUGGUUACGGUCUUUUGGGGUAAGGUCAAUGUUACUAUCUGGACAUCAUUAUUGUUAUGUUUUUUCUCUAUUUGGAACGGAAUCUGUUGCUGGAAAAAAGAGGUUCUCAAGUUGCGGAACGCAGAAUCCAAAGCACACAAGAAUAGCCGUAGGGACCGUAAUGGAAGGAGUGGUCGAAACAAAGGAACGUUCGUAAUGGGCAUUGAAUCUUUUACGUGAGGAUCCUUCUUUUUGUGCUAGAGGCUCUUCUUCAAAAAUAAAGAUUUUCUUAUGCCCAAUGGACAGAGACAAAAGUUUUUUGUGACGUUGACCUUUUUCAUAAUUGGCAAUGGCAAGUAAUCAAGUUGAGGAAACCUGAAGCACCUGUUCGUGUUACACUCUAAAAUGUAUAUUUAACGAAUGAAAAGUAGGAAAAAUAUGUAUGAACUUUGAUGGGAUGAUGGUUGGUUGUGUAUCCCAAAUCCUAUAUAUAUCAAGGUUGUAAAUGAGCUUUUAAAUUCUAAAUAUUUUACAAUAAAUUUUACACAUAAUAU
This is a messenger RNA of Glycine soja, 1443 nucleotides long. RefSeq lists its product as uncharacterized. Lineage: Eukaryota; Viridiplantae; Streptophyta; Magnoliopsida; Fabales; Fabaceae. The transcript is spliced from 2 exons. The record is from RefSeq and is a predicted model, not a curated record. Bases 371 to 1129 code for a protein of 252 amino acids.